UUCUCGUCGGGAAGGAAGGAGAGGGACGACUCGCGCUCAGCUGUCAUCUCUGCUGUGUAUUUUCUCGCAGUUCUUCCGCAACUGAUUCCAUGCCAGGAAUAAGGGCGCAUUGAAAUUAUCAUGGCGUGUUUGAACACCCUCAAGCAGGAAAUACGGGUACUGGAGAACGCGUUUCCCAAAACAGACGAGCUGUUCCAAGUGGUGGCGGCCAGUGUUGACGAACUGACCUGCCGAUUUAUUUCCAAAACGAACAAGAAAUAUGACAUUCACGCCAAUAUCACAGAGACGUACCCACACUCCCCUCCAGUCUGGUUUGCAGAGACUGAGGACACUAACGUUACUAAUGCCAUUGAACGGCUCAGCAACACCAACGGCAGAGAUAAUCAUGUGUUACAGCAGGUGAAGCUCCUUCUGCGUGAAUUGUGUGCAGCAUAUGGGAUGGAGGAACCACCUGACCUAGAGGACAGACUAGACCUUGUUUCUGUACCUCAGGUCAUUAAUGGGAAUGACAGUAUUGACCAUCAUGAAGAAUAUGAAGAUUCUGAGAUGGAAGAGGAGGAAGAAGACAUGGAGGAGGACAUUCACUUGGAGAUGGAGGACAAUUCCUCCUCCCAUGCAGCCCAAAAAGAUGAAGGCAUUGACCCAGGUAAUUUGGCCACGUUGGACCGGCUGAAGGCCAACCAGCGGCAAGAUUACCUUAGGGGAUCCAUUUCUGGUAGUGUGCAGGCCACAGAUCGCCUCAUGAAGGAGCUCAGGGAUAUAUAUCGCUCAGAUAGCUUCAAAAAAGGAGUAUACAGUGUGGAGUUAGUAAAUGACAGUCUUUAUGAAUGGAAUGUCAAACUUCUGAUAGUGGACUCCGAUUCACCACUCCACAAUGACCUGGUGCUGCUCAAGGAGAAGGAGGGAACAGACCACAUACUAUUCAACUUCCAUUUUAAGGAGAUGUACCCCUUUGAGCCUCCAUUUGUGCGGGUUGUUCAUCCGGUGAUUAGUGGGGGCUACGUGCUGGUUGGUGGUGCCAUUUGUAUGGAGCUUCUCACCAAGCAGGGAUGGAGUUCUGCGUACACAAUUGAGGCCGUUAUCAUGCAAAUAGCCGCAACAUUGGUUAAGGGUAAAGCAAGAAUCCAAUUUGGGGCAAAUAAAGCUGGCAAAGUUAGCGUAAGUAUCCCAGGGCAGUACAGUUUGGCGAGGGCACAACAGUCAUUCAAGUCACUUGUACAGAUUCAUGAAAAGAAUG
Molecule: messenger RNA, 1237 nt
Organism: Penaeus indicus
Lineage: Eukaryota; Metazoa; Arthropoda; Malacostraca; Decapoda; Penaeidae
Product: ubiquitin-conjugating enzyme E2 Q1-like
Exons: 8
Biological process (GO): protein polyubiquitination
Cellular component (GO): nucleus
Molecular function (GO): ubiquitin conjugating enzyme activity
Source: RefSeq, a predicted model, not a curated record